GCGUUACGAGUGCGACGUGUGUGGCAAGGCCUGGCGGAGCCCGAGCAAGCUGGAGACCCACCGGCGGGUGCACACAGGAGAACGCCCCUUUGACUGCUCGGACUGCGGCAAGAGCUUCAAGACGGCGAUGGUCCUGAAGAGACACCGGCGGUUGCACACGGGCGAGAGGCGCUAUGGCUGCUCCACCUGCGGCAAGAGCUUUAUCCAGUUGUCGGGGCUGUGGGAGCACCAGCGGGUGCACAGCAGUGAGCGGCCCUUCACCUGCAGCGACUGCGGCAGAAGCUUCACCAAGUCCAGCAACCUGCUGAGGCACCAGCGCACCCACACCGGGGAGCGGCCCUACACCUGCGCCCAGUGCGGCAAGGGCUUCACCAGCUCCACCAGCCUGCUGAGGCACCAGCGCACCCACACCGGCGAGCGCCCCUACACCUGUGCCCAGUGCGGCAAGGGCUUCACCCAGUCCAGCCACCUGCUGCAGCACCAGCGCACCCACACUGGCGAGCGCCCCUACACCUGUGCCCAGUGCGGCAAGGGCUACACCCACUUCAGCAGCCUGCUAGAGCACCAGCGCACCCACACCGGCGAGCGCCCCUACACCUGCGCCCAAUGUGGCAAGGGCUUCACCAGCUCCAGCAGGCUGCUGAAGCACCAGCGCACCCACACUGGCGAGCGCCCCUACACCUGCGCCCCGUGCGGCAAGCGUUUCAGCCAAUACGGCAAUCUGCAGACGCACCAGCGCACCCACACCGGCGAGCGCCCCUACAGCUGCGCCCAGUGCGGCAAGGGCUUCAUCAGCUCCAGCAGCCUCCUGGUUCACCAGCGCACCCACACCGGCGAGCGCCCCUACACCUGUGCCUAG
Amblyraja radiata (thorny skate) is the source of this 859-nucleotide messenger RNA. Its product is annotated as zinc finger protein 436-like. Gene Ontology annotation, molecular function: DNA-binding transcription factor activity, RNA polymerase II-specific; RNA polymerase II cis-regulatory region sequence-specific DNA binding. Gene Ontology annotation, biological process: regulation of DNA-templated transcription. The record is from RefSeq and is a predicted model, not a curated record. The annotation marks the transcript as partial. Lineage: Eukaryota; Metazoa; Chordata; Chondrichthyes; Rajiformes; Rajidae. The transcript has a single exon.